Messenger RNA from Parnassius mnemosyne (clouded apollo), 1128 nucleotides. The record is from the annotation of a GenBank genome assembly. Lineage: Eukaryota; Metazoa; Arthropoda; Insecta; Lepidoptera; Papilionidae.
AUGGCUCAACUUAUUGAGAAGGAGAAUCUUUACAAUGGAAUCAAUAAUGUCCAUAUCAAGUCACCUGUUAAAAAUGUUUUGGCUGCUCGGAAUGAAAAUGUAAAUGAGGAAAAGAUGGAAAUAGAAAAAGUAGACUCCAAAGUGACUACAUUUGAUCCGCAAUUGGAACCACUUUUACGUGAAAAUCCGCGUCGUUUUGUGAUCUUCCCUAUCAAGUAUCCUGAUAUUUGGCAAAUGUACAAAAAAGCUGAGGCGUCAUUUUGGACAGUGGAGGAAGUUGACUUAUCCAAGGAUUUAUCUGAUUGGGAAAACUUAAAGGACUGCGAGAGGCACUUUAUCAAACAUGUCUUAGCAUUUUUUGCUGCUUCUGAUGGCAUAGUUAAUGAGAAUCUGGUGGAACGCUUCUCACAAGAAGUUCAAGUUACUGAAGCAAGAUGUUUCUAUGGUUUUCAAAUUGCCAUGGAGAAUGUGCACUCUGAAAUGUACUCCUUACUUAUUGAUACUUAUAUUCGAGACCCUAAAGAGAGGGACUUCUUAUUCAAUGCUAUUGAAACCCUGCCGUGCGUAAAGAAGAAAGCUGACUGGGCUCUGCAGUGGAUUGCAAGCAAAUCUGCUACAUUUGGGGAGAGGAUAGUUGCUUUUGCAGCUGUAGAAGGAAUAUUUUUCUCUGGCAGUUUUGCGUCAAUAUUCUGGCUGAAGAAGCGUGGAUUGAUGCCAGGCCUGACUUUUAGUAAUGAGUUGAUUUCUAGAGAUGAGGGCUUGCACACAGAUUUUGCAUGUUUAAUGUUCAAACAUCUGGUUCAGAAGCCAAGCAAGGAAUGCGUACUACAGAUUAUCAAGGAUGCUGUUGCCAUUGAGCAGGAGUUCCUCACAGAUGCAUUACCUGUGCGUUUAUUGGGUAUGAACUGUGAGCUUAUGUCAGAAUACAUUGAAUUUGUUGCAGACAGGUUACUUGUUGAUCUAAUUGGAGAAAAGCACUACAAAACAAAGAACCCAUUUGACUUCAUGAAUUUGAUAUCGCUAGAAGGCAAGACCAACUUCUUUGAGAAGAAAGUAGGAGAGUACCAAAAGUGGGGUGUGAUGUCUAAUCGUAUGGACAAUGUUUUUACAUUAGAUGCUGAGUUUUAA